Messenger RNA from Aphanomyces astaci, 1455 nucleotides. RefSeq lists its product as hypothetical. The transcript has 4 exons. The record is from RefSeq and is a predicted model, not a curated record. NCBI's taxonomy places the organism in Eukaryota, Oomycota, Saprolegniomycetes, Saprolegniales, Verrucalvaceae. The coding region runs from base 64 to 1323 and encodes 419 amino acids.
CCACACCCAAGCCCAAUCGAAUUGCCACCCAUGGUGCGAGUACUGUAUUGAUAGGCCAGUGUCAUGCCAACGUCGAUGGUGCAUUGCGACGCUGCGCGGCCUGCUGCUGCUGCCGCUGCCACCACAGCCCCGCCCUUCGACCCCAAAGCCGAGCGACGCAUGAAAGAGCGGCAAAAGAUGCAGCGGUACCGCCAACGACUGGCCGCCAAGGUCGUGUACUUGAAGGACUUGACAAAGAAAAUGGAGUCCCAGAUCCGAGUGUAUACUCUCCAGCGGCGAUCGAGUCGAACGUUGUUGGCAUGGGAGCACAUUGCAUGCGCUCUGCGAGAAGAGAGCGACGCCACGACCACAACCAACGCAGCGCUGAGAGACCAGUGCACGCAACAUGCGACGUUAAUCCGAUCCAUGAAGCAGUGGGUGAUGCAAGUCGCCGGUACCUCUGCCGACAGCGUACCCGUGUCUCCCACGUGCAUGUCGAGGCGACCACUGCAAAACCUGACGCUGAGUGCCGACCCAUAUGCUCGCCGCCUGGGCUUUGACUGGAUCACUAGGCAUCUGUACCACAACUGCGACAGCGCGUUUCAGCGCAUGGGGUUCCCGGCUUCUGCCAAUGAGACGCUGGCGUCGUUCUCCGUCGACAUGACCGAUCCAGAUUGUUGCAUGUACACGUGGCGCAGUCAGCGAGAGUUCCCUGCGUCCGUUGAGUACGUGCGCGAUGUGUUCGCCCGGCCCAACCUCGUCGGGCAGAUGCACGGCACGUUCAGACGGCAGUCAACGUUGCUGCAGUUACCCGAGACACUGGACAGCCUCGUGAUAAGCCAAGACGACGAGAUUUUACGAGACUUUCAAGGCAUGUACACCCACUCCCAGUGGACCCCCGACUGCUUCGUCCACUUUCUCGCCCGAGAGUUCAACCAACCCGGCCGCUGUGUGUUUGUUGCUCAAAACAUCAACGACGACGCGGCCUUGGUGAACGGCCUACUCCAACGGAAUCGCAUGAUGUGGAUUGCACUGGACCGCGUGGCUCCCGACCGCACGUGCGUCCGAGCCAUGUGCAUCAACUCUCACGGGUUUAUCCAGGGGGGUGGCUACAGCAGCUUCGAGGAAGAGGCCCUGCGAUGGGGUUGCGACGUGUCGGCUCUCCCGACGGACGACCAGCGCCAUCAACACUUUGAACGGCAUGUGCUGAACGUGGGAGGCCGCAACGGCAACUCGUUUGUCGAAGAUUUUGACUGCAGAGUCAACACCAUGCGAUACGGUGAUUCUCGCGUAUCGACGCAUGGACUUGGUUUGUGCAACCAUCCUCACCCCAAGACCGAAUAAAACACAGCAAUAAGCACGUGAUGUAUAUCCUUACUGGAGGCUGCGGGAAAUGAUCAACUUUACAAUCCUCAAACGAUAUGGCAUUACAUUCUUCAUCAUCGUCAUACAACACGCUAGAAUGAAAUCGAGUUA